AUGGAAUCGGAUGAAAACGAAAGUUUUGAAACACCCCCAGUAACAUUCGAGUUGAAUUUACCUGAGGAAAUGAAUUCAGGAGAGGUUCUUAGUCUUCUAGAAGUACUCCAUAGUAGUACUGAAGUCUCACACAUAAACACAAAUUUACAGCCUCUACCAGACAGCAUUUCAGAAGUGACUACUGCUCAGAGAUUCAAGACCUUACAGGAACAGGACCUGCUGGAGAUUGAAACUAACCAAUACAGCAACUCGACAAAGAAAAAUACCAAAUGGGGCAUUGGUGUCUUUAAUGCAUGGUGUAUGGAAAGACUGAAUGAGGUUUUAGACUUACAUACAAUUUCUGCACCUGUAUUAGAUGAGAAUUUGAGGAAAUUCUACGCAGAAGCACAGCCAAAGAAUUUGAGUAGUCGUGUGCAGAAGAUGCCUCAGGAACAUGGCGGCCAUCAGUAG
Molecule: messenger RNA, 450 nt
Organism: Saccostrea cuccullata (small rock oyster)
Lineage: Eukaryota; Metazoa; Mollusca; Bivalvia; Ostreida; Ostreidae
Exons: 4
Coding region: 1-450 (149 amino acids)
Source: RefSeq, a predicted model, not a curated record